Messenger RNA from Fusarium musae, 1491 nucleotides. RefSeq lists its product as uncharacterized. The record is from RefSeq and is a predicted model, not a curated record. Gene Ontology annotation, cellular component: membrane. The transcript has 4 exons. Gene Ontology annotation, molecular function: transmembrane transporter activity. Gene Ontology annotation, biological process: transmembrane transport. Bases 1 to 1491 code for a protein of 496 amino acids. Lineage: Eukaryota; Fungi; Ascomycota; Sordariomycetes; Hypocreales; Nectriaceae.
AUGGAUGAGAAGAUAGGAAAAAUGGCCCAAGCGCCCAGAUCCGAUGAUCACGAGGUAGCCUCGUCGGCGAGUAUCUACAUCGAUCCCGAAAGAGAAGCAGCAGUCAGACGCAAGUUCGACAUCUAUGUUGUGCCUGUUUCGGUCAUCUAUCUUGUCAUGUCAUCACUCGAUCGCAACAAUUUGACUGUACUCAUUCAUUUGUCGCUAAUGGUUGCGAAAAUCAAGCUCGGAAAUGCCCGUGUGUUCGGUUUCGAUGAAGACGUCGGCCUGAAAAGCGGACAAUUCGGUAAUAUCCAGACUCUCUCAAGUGUCUGUACCGUCCUUUUCGAGAUGCCAUGGGUCCUGGCUACGCGACGCUGGGGAGCCAAGAGGGCAAUCGGCACCUCAUUUGUUCUGUGGAGCAUUUGCACGCUUGGUACUGCCUUUAUCCACACAUAUGGCCAGGCCAUUGCUUGUCGGAUGCUGCUCAAUGCUGCUGAGGCUGGUCUCGCACAGGCCUUCGCCUUUUUGUUCUCGACUAUCUACCCCCGUGAAUUGGCUGGAAAGCGUGUCAUGACGACCAACUUGGCGCAGUGCAUAUCCGGGGCCUUUGGGGGUCUUUUUGCUUAUGCCGUUCAAAAAAUGGGAUCUCGCCAUGGUUUUGCUGCAUGGAGAUGGCUCUUUAUUGUUGAGUUCGGCCUGACCGUGGUUAUCUGUGGCAUUGGUUUGAUCUUUCUGCCUGGCAAAGUUGAGGAGGCAUGGUUCCUGAGUGAAGAAGAAAAGGAGACCAUGCGUAUGAAGAAAGAAAGAGACUACAUAACCAGAGGCGAGGACAAGUUCGAGAAGAAGUGGAUCAAGAUUGCGUUGACGGAUCCGUUUGUCUACCUUCUCGGCGUUGCAUUCUUCACGUCAUCCGUAGCCAUCAAUGGCUUCGGCGUGUUUUUGCCCACAAUCAUCUCUGGACUUGGCUUUGCUUCUCUCAAAGUCAACUACAUGACGAUCCCUGUGUAUGCCCUGGGUGCUAUAUCUCUUUGCAUUCAGGUCUAUUACUCCGACAAGCUUAGGAAGCGAGGUGCUUUUAUUGUGGCUUGCUGCAUACCUGUAGCUGUCGGAUAUCUCAUGUGUGUGGGUUCCAGAGACCCUAAUGUCGGUUACGCGGGCAUGUUUGUCCUAGUGAUAGGGUUGUAUCCCAUCUCAACAUUGGCUGUUACGUGGAUCACGACCAACUUGGCCCCAGACACUAAGCGCGCAAUUGGUCAACCCUUUGCAUACAGUCUUGCUAAUGUCUCUAACCUUGUUUCUGGUCAGCUUUACCCCACCAACCAGGGCCCACGUUAUGUCCCGGGCAAUGCCAUCUCAGCUGGGCUCACCAUCGUUGCGGGAAUUCUUUACGCAUCAUGCUGGCUCUUGCUAAGGAGACGGAAUGCAAAGAAAGCAAGGCUGACCGCUGAAGGCGCUAUCACCAACGGCAAGGAAGGCGAUGAAAGUCUUGAAUUUACCUAUAUCCUAUAG